CGAGCAAGGGAGAUAACCACUUUUUUCUUUUCAUCACCACCCCAACGAUUUCCAUAACCAAGUUGUUCGACGAUGAAAAUUUGUGGUAGUAUCGUGAUCGCCUCUUUGGCUGCAACGGCUUCGGCCUUCGCACCCACCUCGCUGUCUAGUAGCAGUCGGAGCAGUGCAUUGCAUUCCUUCUCCUACGACCCGAACGGAUCAGGUGGAUUGCCACCUGCCUCUCAAGCGCCUGCUCCUGCCGCUGCAGGAUCUGGUCGAGAGAGCCCGAUUGACGAUGACUUCUUGAAAAAGGCUCCAACUGCAACUCGAAUCCAGGGGGAUACCCUCCGAACCUGGGACUUCGCCAACCCAGACACGAAACGUGUCCAGAUCGGAGCAGAGGGAAAGAGCGGACGUCCCAUGCAUUCACGUGUGGAAUACUGGCACACCCCAUCUUAUAUCCCCUUUCAGGUUACUGCCUACACUGAAGAUGGUUUGGAGCGACCCAUCGAUUGCAUCAUUGAAACACCCAAGCACCCCAAAACCAUUGCUAUGUUCAACACAGCUUCGCAACAAAUGCCCUUUGAUGCCGCCGCUGAUGACACACGCAUGAUCUCUCCCUACGAUGCGCUUGCAAAGGGUCCCGAUGCUGCCCAUUGUGAUGUGGUGCAGGGUGGAGGAAUGAUCAAAUACUACAAUUUUGAUGCUGACGUCGAAAGUAUCCAGGUGUACAUUCGAUCGCCCGAAUACAACAUGAAAGCAAAGCUCGAAAUUACUACCGGACCAAACAGCGUGAGACAAACCUACGAAGUGUACUGCUCGUCCGGGUACAAAACACCAUUUUAUACCGUCAUUCAGACGCCGGGAAUGCAGCCAAGUACUCUGCGAGUGAUCAAUCAAAACACCGUCGAAUUUCCCUUCGACGCAUAUGUCCUUCCGUACCGGGUUGGGGAUGCCGGUAUGGGUGCCACCAACGAAAACUUGGGAUGGGGGGAACAGCCAAGACCAGCCUCUAACAUCAUGGGGCAGUGGUAAACCAAUAAAUGAUUCUACAAAUU
Messenger RNA from Pseudo-nitzschia multistriata, 1037 nucleotides. The record is from the annotation of a GenBank genome assembly. Lineage: Eukaryota; Bacillariophyta; Bacillariophyceae; Bacillariales; Bacillariaceae.